Messenger RNA from Periophthalmus magnuspinnatus, 4217 nucleotides. It is a transcript of the gene kpna3, whose product is annotated as karyopherin alpha 3 (importin alpha 4). Bases 123 to 1694 code for a protein of 523 amino acids. Gene Ontology annotation, cellular component: nucleoplasm; nucleus; cytoplasm. Gene Ontology annotation, molecular function: protein binding; nuclear import signal receptor activity. Lineage: Eukaryota; Metazoa; Chordata; Actinopteri; Gobiiformes; Gobiidae. The record is from RefSeq and is a predicted model, not a curated record. The transcript is spliced from 17 exons. Gene Ontology annotation, biological process: NLS-bearing protein import into nucleus.
CCCUUGCUCCGCUCCUCCCCGCCGCCACCGCCUCCUCCUCUGGAGCAGCGCAGGAGCCGUGCCUCGUCUUUCACGGAGAGGAGAUCCCCAAAGCCGGAGUAAGCGCUAAACCUCAUACAGCUAUGGCAGAAAACAACGGCUUAGAAAACCAUCGCAUCAAGAGCUUUAAAAACAAGGGACGAGAUGUCGAGACUAUGCGAAGACAUCGAAAUGAGGUGACCGUAGAGCUGCGAAAGAUCAAACGAGAUGAACACCUACUGAAGAAAAGAAAUGUUCCAGCUGAGGAAAGUUUGGAAGACUCGGAUGUGGACUCAGACUUUAAAGGGUUAGGGCAAAAUCUAACACUUGACGCCAUCUUACAGAAUGCCCAAAGUGCCAAUCCAGUCAUCCAGCUCAGUGCUGUGCAGGCAGCCAGGAAGCUGCUCUCAAGUGACAGAAAUCCUCCCAUUGAUGACUUGAUAAAGUCUGGUAUCUUGCCUAUUUUAGUGAAAUGCCUGGAAGACAAUGACAAUCCGUCUCUUCAAUUUGAGGCAGCUUGGGCCCUGACCAACAUCGCUUCUGGGACAUCGUCACAGACUCAGGAUGUGGUUAAAGCUAAUGCGGUUCCGCCCUUCCUGCGAUUACUCAACUCUCCCCAUCAGAACGUAUGUGAACAGGCUGUAUGGGCUUUAGGAAACAUAAUCGGUGAUGGUCCCAAAUGCAGAGACUACGUCAUUUCUCUGGGGGUUGUCAAGCCUUUGCUUGAAUUCAUCAAUCCAUCAAUCCCAAUUACUUUUCUCCGAAACGUUACUUGGGUUAUUGUUAAUCUGUGCAGAAACAAGGAUCCACCACCACCCAUGGAAACAGUUCAGCAGAUUUUGCCUGCCCUUUGUGAGCUGAUAUACCAUACAGAUAUUAAUAUCUUAGUUGACACAGUGUGGGCUCUUUCCUACCUGACGGAUGGUGGUAAUGAGCAGAUCCAGAUGGUCAUAGAUUCGGGUGUUGUUCAGUAUCUUGUGCCUCUUCUCAGUAAUAAAGAGGUCAAAGUUCAGACUGCAGCUCUGAGGGCAGUUGGAAAUAUUGUGACCGGCACAGACGAGCAGACACAGGUUGUGCUGAAUUACGAUGUCCUCUCACACUUUCCUAAACUGCUCACACACCCAAAAGAAAAAAUUAACAAGGAGGCAGUUUGGUUCCUCUCCAACAUUACAGCCGGUAAUCAGCAGCAGGUUCAAGCUGUUAUUGAUGCUGGCCUAAUUCCCAUGAUUAUUGAGCAACUGGCUAAGGGAGACUUUGGCACCCAAAAAGAGGCAGCAUGGGCCAUCAGUAACCUUACAAUCAGUGGGCGGAAAGAGCAGGUGGAGUACCUGGUGGAUCAGGACGUCAUCCCUCCAUUUUGCAACCUGCUGUCAGUGAAGGACUCCCAGGUGGUGCAGGUCGUACUGGACGGUCUUAAGAAUAUCCUCAUUAUGGCGGGAGAUGCAGCCAGCACUAUCGCCGAGAUCAUUGAGGAGUGUGGAGGUCUGGGAAAAAUAGAAAAUCUGCAACAACAUGAGAAUGAGGACAUCUACAAACUAGCCUUUGAAAUUAUCGAUCAGUACUUUUCGGGAGAUGAUAUUGAUGAAGAUCCAAACGUGAUGCCUGAAACCACUCAAGGAGGAACCUACGCCUUUGACCCAGCUUCCAACAUGCAGACAAAGGAGUUCAACUUUUAAACACCAGGAUGUUUGGUCCAACCAUUUGCACGGGUACUCUCUGUAAGACAUUCAUCCAUAUUUUCCUCCGACCUGGCAACCUGGUACAGAAGGAUUUCCAUAGCUUCUCUUACCCACGGAAAUUCACCACUGAAGGAUUGACUUGUGUCCACCUUUGCAAAACCGGGAUGUCUGUCUUUUUAAAUCAACAAAGCAAACAAAAAACCAAACAGGAUGUAGAAGUUUGGAAAUGUAAUCUGGCAACCGACAUCAGGAGGAUUGUUGUUCAUAUCUUCUGCUUUUAAAAAUAUACACAUGAGGCGCAGAAGGAAAAAAAGCGUUCUCUGCAAGUAUUAAUUGCUACAUGUCAAGUCUUCACUGAACUCCAAAUGUCACAUAUACAGGCACAACACACACUUAACACUUUGGAAGAACUCGGUGUGCAUACUUCUGUUAGAAGCCAUCAUAUCACAUAUGGGGAAAAUACUGCUGUUUUGUUUUUUGUGGUUUUAUUUUGUGCUUUUCCUCUCUUGAAUUGUCCUGGUGUUUUCUCACUGACACAAAAUGCACACAAUCAUUCACGUAGUUGCACAGAUUGUUAAUGGCCAGGCACCUCGAUGACCCUCUUUUCCGAAUUCAAAGAGUUAAUCCCAGAGCAUAAGCCAUGAUUUAACCAUGGACCCACCCACCCCACUGGAGUCCCACGACAGUCCAGCGGGAAGCAAGUGGAUGCGAAAGGGCUCGAAAUGCAAAGGUUUUGUGGUGAACUGACAGACGGGACUCAUGACUCAAUGUCACUUUUUUAAGCAUGACAUUUGGUGACUUUUAGACUUUGUUGUUUAAAAAUGUGAUUUUAUUUUUUGUUCUUGCAAAAGGUGAUGGAAGUCCAUCUGGAUAAUGUCAAAUUUUAAGAGAAGAUUUUUGAGAAUUUCAAACUUUUUUUUUCCUACCACAGGACAAUGUUUAUUCAGUGUGAACUUGGUUUUAUCCUGUGACCGAGUGCCCUGUCCAGGCUCCCCUGUAAUGUGAAACUUGAAAAAGGGGGUGGGAGGGUUGGACAAAAAAAGAUGUUGAUCUGAUUGACCUCAACUUAUCUAAACUAAUUUCAAAUCAUUGGUUUUAAUUCACUGUUUAAUUUUAUGUUCUAGCUCUUUUUGGCUCAUUGUAUUUAUACAUAAAAAUAUUUAAAGCGACCCACAAUUAAUCGGUCCUGAAUCAUUUUAAAAUUGCAAGAUUCUUGUUUAAUUCAAAAUUUAUUCUCACAAUUAUACACACCACAUUUUGAGUUUGAGUUUGUGGAGCUUCCAUGUUUUUUUUUGUUCUGGUUUUAUGCACACGUCCGAGAGGCCUAUUGAUGUCUGCAGAAAGCGUCUUGUACUCAUCAAAGACUAAUGUAAUACAGAGUACAGGCCAGCCUUCUCUUUACCUAACGUUUUAAAGAAGAGGUCACAAUUUCAUCACCAGUAUGACUAAUGUAAAAAUGUGAUGUGUAUCUCUCCUUGCCAUCAAAGGAAUAUAUAAAUAUAUUUACAUAAAGCCUGUACAAAGCUGCUGCAGCGAUCAGUCAUUGGAUGGACAAUAAUCUUACUGACAACAAUGGCUGGGGAGGCUUUUUUGUUCAAGCAAUAUUUCUUGUUUUGUUUUCAUUUUUGACUUGCAUAUGUAUUGUGGUGAUAUGCUGAGAAGUCAAAAUGGGCUCUGAUUCCUAUUUGUUGUGGUGACGGGCUACUGAAAUGGCAUCGUCUCCAUUGGUUUAGGGUUUGAGGUGUCCAAAUAGGAGGUCAGCCCUCGCCCCAGUUCUGAAGACAUUCUGGUCCUCUUGUUGCCUGCUAACUACUGAGAAGAAGUAAGAAAUGGGAGGGGGAGGGGGGGAUUCGCUCUGUUUUUGGGACUAGCUGUUUAUAACUGAACAAAGUUAUAGAGAGGAUGUACAGUCAUUAAAUGGCAGACUAGGCCGAGCCACUUUAAAGAUUUACAAUUUUGUUGUCUUGUAUCUAAAUUGGAUACAAGCUUAUGUUUGUUGCAAGAUUUUUACUUGCUAAUGAAAAGUUGUUUUAAAUAAAUAAUAGGAGAAGAACAACAACAGACAGCGUUUUGGCCUCUGGUUGUUUAUAUCUUUUUAUAAAUUUUAGAUUGAAUUAUUCUCUUUAAGGUGGCUCAUUGAUGCUUUCAACUCUUGUGCAUAUUAAAGAUAAGAAUGAGUUGAAAAUCAUUGUGCCUUUUGUUUUUCAUUUUAUUAAAAUAGACAUUUCUUUAAGUAUCUGGACUACACUGAAAUGGGAGUUGUACAGUAAUCUAUGGUCUCCCUGUGCGGUGGAGGUUCACCAUGGGAAUGGUCUAUGCUGCUCUCUGCUGUUGAGGUCUUUCUCUUCUAAAAUAUUCACUGAACUUUGUAAAACACUUUUCUCUCACUCAUAACUCCAAACGCAACAGUUCUCAUCGCCAUGAUUCAGUCAGGAGAUUUGACAUUUCCUUUCAUAUCCUCAUCAGGACAUUAUUUGUCUCAUCUUAACCAUAAUAAACUUGCUGUUUAGCUGUUUGGUC